AUGGACUUGGAAACCGAUACCACUCUCAAGCCCACCGAUCAGGAUACCCAAGAUGCAUUUGACCUGGCGGAAUUUGGGCACGGCCAGAGCCUUGAGCGGAAGUUCAACAUCUGGAGCAUGCUAGCGUUGGCUUUCUGCGUUCUGGGAACAUGGUCAACAUUUGCACAGGAUCUUUCGGAUGGUCUCAUCAAUGGUGGCCCAAUCUCGAUUCUAUGGGGUCUGGCCCUGGUGGCAUUCUGCAACACAUGCGUGGCUCUUUCGUUGGGAGAGAUUUGCAGUAGUAUGCCCACCGCACUAGGUCAGGCAUACUGGAUCUAUCGCCUCUGGGAUACUCCUUUGGGGAGAUUCGUAUCCUAUAUCUGUGCCUGGAUUAAUGUCUUUGGCUGGUGGACUCUUGCUGCCUCGCAGGUUGCUUUCAUGACCAAUUUCAUCCUGGGGAUGAAGGUCAUGUUCGAUGUUGAGUGGACUGGUGCAUCGACAGGAUGGUUGAACUUCGUUGUUUAUAUCGGCUGCGUUUUUGCGCUCACAUUAAUCAAUGUUGUUGGCUGUCGACGAGAAAAAUUCCUACCCUGGUUGAACAACUUUGUUGGAGUGUGGUUCUUCGGACUAUUCUUUGUCUUUUCCCUUGCUCUCCUGAUCUCUGUUGGAACCAAAUCAGAUCUGUCUUACCAACCAGCAUCAUUCGUCUUUGGCAAAUGGAUCAACCAGACUGGGUGGCCGGAUGGAGUAGUCUGGUUCAUUGGCUUAGUGCAAGCCGCCUACGGUCUCACAGCUUUCGAUGCCGUGAUUCACAUGGUAGAGGAAAUCCCUGCGCCUCGCAAGAAUGCCCCGAAAGUGAUAUACUUCGCAGUCCUCUCGGGCGCAGUCAGCGGUUUUAUCCUGAUGAUGGUGUGUCUUUUCUGCAUUCAAAAGGUGAAAACCGUCAUCGACUCUCCGAGCGGCCUUCCAUUCAUGGAACUUGUUCAAGAAACUGUCGGAAGAGAUGGAGCGGCUGUGCUCAUCGCUCUCUUUAUCUGCAACGGUCUCGGUCAGGGUAUCAGUAUCCUGACCACCGCAUCUCGCCUGACCUGGGGCUUCGCUCGCGACGGCGGACUGCCAUUUAGUCGAUACCUAUCCCACGUCGACCCAACCUGGAAAGCCCCAGUUCGAGCUCUGUGGUUCCAAGGUGGUCUAAUCGCCCUGGUCGGCGUGCUGUUUCUCUUCGCCGAGACAGUCCUAAACGCCAUCCUUAGUGUCAGCACCAUCGCACUGACAAUCUCAUAUGGUCUUCCUAUUGCGGUCGUCCUCAUGGUGGGACGUGACAAACUUCCCCCAGGAGGACAAUUUCACUUGGGAAGAUUUGGUACCCCUGCCAACUGGGUUAGCAUCAUCUACUGUUGCAUUACCACUGUGUUUUUCUUCUUCCCAAGCUUGCCAAAUCCGUCUGGGGGCGAGAUGAACUACGCAAUUGGCGUCUUUGGUGUCAUGCUUGUCAUUUCGAUUUCCUUCUGGUUCAUCCAAGGAAGUCGUACUUAUCUCAAUACGGAGGAAUCGUUGACGCAUGUUAUUCAAGCGCAGGAGGCAAUCGCCAUGGAGGUCCCCGCGUCUGCGCCAACGAAGAAGGAUUGA
Penicillium pulvis is the source of this 1608-nucleotide messenger RNA. RefSeq lists its product as uncharacterized. The coding region runs from base 1 to 1608 and encodes 535 amino acids. Gene Ontology annotation, biological process: transmembrane transport; amino acid transport. Lineage: Eukaryota; Fungi; Ascomycota; Eurotiomycetes; Eurotiales; Aspergillaceae. Gene Ontology annotation, molecular function: transmembrane transporter activity. Gene Ontology annotation, cellular component: membrane. The transcript has a single exon. The record is from RefSeq and is a predicted model, not a curated record.